CAAAAUCAAAACAAACAGAAAAAGAAGAUGAAAAUUCACGGUAUGUUCGGCAUUUGUAUCAAAAUCUUUAACGUAUUAACUUGGAGGAAACAUGUUCAAGUAGUCAAAAGUAUUUCGGAUUUCUGUCACCAAUCUUGCAGAAGUCGCUAAAUAUUGAUGACUUCCCCGUCUACAAACUAUCCAUUCGGACGUACAAUGCAGUUUUCAGAAGUAACCGCAAUAUAGGCGAACCACUAAAUAACGGCUGUUUUGCAUUGAACACGGGAACGGUGGGGAAUUCAUUCUCGGCUUCUUCUCUCCACAGUUGCAUCGAGCUGCACUGUCCUGUCCACGCGUCCCCGGCGUCCGUUGACGUCACAGAACCGAUAGGCAACGAAGACGCUUCAGUUGACUUUUGCAACUUGAUCACACUUACUGAAUCGGACGAAUGCGCGAAAAAUAAACCAGAUGACGUCGCAUUCCUCUGUCCGCAUCUGCAACGGCAUUUUAAAAUUGAAAGUUUUCCGUUUUACGUGCGAUCAGUUCAAUAUUUUACGGCGAAACCUGUGGCAUACAAACUGUUUGAUACAGGCACUACAUUUGCAAGAAGAGAGCUAUGGAAAACACCAGUGCAAAGCACAGUAGAUGUAAGUAAUACAAAUAUCGCCAACACACUUCUUGUGGACAAAUAUAUAUAUCAAGACUCGUAUGACGAUCGCUCCUUGAAAGCUAUUGAACAAAAACUUGCAAGCAUCAAAGAAGUCGAUAUCUCAGAUUUAAAAGCAAAGUACAGUUUUCUGUUUGGAGAAGAUUAUUCCAGUUCAUCAACAAAAUCGUCAAAACGAAGAAAUACGAACAUACAUACUGUGACUGGCAACAACAAUUCCGAUAUUAACAGACACAAGGCAAGGCGUUCAUUGACCGGUCUUCUAAACGACAUUUGCAGGUCUGAUUGCAUAACGCUAACACCCGAAGAGUUAACAAUCGAUGAUCUCCAAAACAUGCUAACAGAAACUAACUCCAAAAUCAACUUUAUGAAAGAAUUGAUAUCCGUGAAAAAUAAAAACAGUAGUACAAUGAAACCAUGUGAACAAUCGUCGGGUUCACCUAUGUGCUGGUCACCAUCGCAGUCAGCAUAUACAUCUACACAAGCUCGAUCUCACGUGGGAAGCCCAGGUCAUCUGGCGACAUUGAGGCGAGCCAGUAACCCGGAUCAUACCCCCACUCCACAUGAUUCACCCGAUUCCACCGUCCAUUUCCUUUGCAGAACGCCAAUGUCGUUGGCAGUAGAUAGAAAUGUCGCAGACGUAAGCACACCUCCGUACCAGAUGCACCCAAAGACGCACGCAGCCCACAAUUCUGGAGUCUUUCUGCAUGGUUGCUCGCCCCUGGUGACUCACGUGUUACCAUCUGAAGUGAAAUGUAUCACAGAAAACAAUGAAACAUUAAAAUCAGGCAAACCAGAUUAUCACUCCGCCGCACGCUUCCGUCAAAGGGUUUCUCCUCUGUUCCCUCAAGCGUUACCCGUGGACCUUCAUUAUAGCGACGCCGACAUGUCAAGGACAGCCGUCUAUAAAACAGAAAACACCUUUUCGGAGGACAUAUUUGAGUCAGAGUGUCCCUAUGCAAUCCCAGGAUUGUGUGACUCACAGGAUUGUUACGUCAACAGCAUAGAGACCACCCAUGCAGAGUCCCUGGCGUUAUCCACUUCCCCGAGACUGCGUUUGGAGGACUAUAAUCUUGACUAUUACUACAAGAAACCAGAAGGCUUUAUUGCUAAACCAAUGUCUCCAGCGAUUCCCUGCAUUUACGAGGCACGCGAUUCCUCGGGCGUGGUUUACGACUACAGUCAGUUGCAAGAACUCGUUGACACUAUCAGCUACCACGAACACAGAGGUGAUGUGGACAGUUCAUUGCACGGCGAGAUUCCGGAAGACAUCUACAGCAGCACGAUAAGCGAAGAUGAGGGGCGGAAAGGUGAGGCGGACACGAUAUCGUUUGUCAUUCGGAGAAAUGUUGACGAAGUGAAGCGAGCAAUGUCACACGGUGAUUUAAGGCAAAACAUGGGCUCAAUUGCAACGGUACCAAAAAGCUCUCCGUUUGUUAAGGGCACAGGUGAGUUGAUGAAAGAAUAUACUAAUAUUAAAGGAAUUCACAAAUCGGAAUAUGAAGGUGGCUCUAGACCCGAACGUAUCAAUGUCUCUAAGUACGAACCAACCAUUGUCCACGUAACAAAUAACACUUUUUCCGGUGAUGUAAAUUGUUCGUCUUUAUACUGUGACCCGAACGACAGAAGACAAGAAUCGCACAGAACGCAUGACGACCGCUACAUGAAUCACAAAGAAGCUUAUAGAAAGUCGGGCGUUAGUGUCGAUAGACGCUUUGGACCGUACCUCAUAGAAGGCGAUGGUCGCAAGAGGCGCUGUUCUCUAUUCCGGGACAGGUCUCCAAGCUACCAUUCAGAGCGAGCGUAUUUCAAUCACCGUCGAAAAAGCAUAGGGAGAUCACAUGAAUGCGCGAGCAGGAAAUCUAACGAAUGCGCACGCAGGCGAUCGCCAAAGAUGGAGAAGAGACAAUCACAAGAACGCACGAGCAGACGAUCUUAUGAACGAUAUCGUGAACGUGUAAAAAGAACGCGAUAUCGAUAGUGCGUGCACAAAAAAUGAAUAGAAACAUUUGCAUCAAUUGAAUGAUACCUUAUAGUGUUGAUCGAAUUUCUUACCGGUUCAAUGGAUGUAACUCAUGUUUCCUGCAGAUACAAUUUCCGCCAUAAUCUGUGAUAGGACAAUUUAAUAUACAAUAUUGUGUUGCUGUUGCUUUAUAAAAAUAUUUAUUUGCAUAAAUUGUCCACUUUGAAACUUUAGCAGUUUCAACUACCUGAAUAAAGUAAUAUUCUAUGCAGAUAGUGAUAUUUAAGGUGUCACGAGAAACAGUUGUUUUUCAAAAAUAUGUUUUAUUAUGUAUCAUAUUCAAAUAUGUCAACAAACAACAGUCCACAAGCAAGACAAAUAAUUAAAGAAGCCAAAUGUGGUUAAAAUAUA
Molecule: messenger RNA, 3020 nt
Organism: Dreissena polymorpha
Lineage: Eukaryota; Metazoa; Mollusca; Bivalvia; Myida; Dreissenidae
Exons: 2
Coding region: 981-2627 (548 amino acids)
Source: RefSeq, a predicted model, not a curated record